AGAGGAGUCUGAGGACUUUAGGAUGGCGGUGGUGUUCUUCGCCUCAGAUUGUGCCGGGGACCAAAAGGGGGACUAGGAUGGGAAAUGCAUGUGCCACUUCUCCAGACUCUAGUUGAAAAGCUAGCGAGAGCAACAUGAGUUGGAGCUUCCUCACGCGUCUCCUGGAAGAGAUCCACAACCACUCCACCUUUGUGGGCAAAGUGUGGCUCACCGUGCUCAUCAUCUUCCGCAUUGUGCUGACGGCCGUCGGAGGGGAGUCCAUCUACUCGGACGAGCAGACCAAGUUCACCUGCAACACCAAGCAGCCGGGUUGCGAUAACGUGUGCUACGAUGCCUUUGCCCCGCUGUCGCACGUGCGCUUCUGGGUCUUCCAGAUCAUCAUGAUCUCCACGCCCUCCAUCAUGUACAUGGGCUACGCCAUCCACAAGAUCGCCCGCUCGUCGGAGCAGGAGCGGCGGAGGAACCACAGGAGCCGCAAAAAGCCACCGCCUCACUCGAGGUGGAGGGGAAGCCGCCGUCUGGAGGACGUCUUGGAGGGAGAGGAUGACGACGCGGAGCCGAUGAUCUACGAAGACGCGCUGGAGGGUCCGGAGAGCAAACCGGAGCUGGUCGGCGCCAAUUGCAAAGACCAGCCAAAACAUGACGGUCGCAGAAGAAUCCUGCAAGAGGGGCUGAUGCGGAUCUACGUUCUUCAGCUCCUGUCGCGAGCCAUCUUUGAGAUCGCGUUCCUUGCGGGACAGUACCUCCUGUACGGCUUUCAAGUUAGUCCUUCCUUUGUGUGCAAUAGGCUCCCCUGUCCGCACCGAGUGGACUGUUUCAUCUCCAGGCCCACCGAGAAAACAAUCUUCCUUCUCAUCAUGUACGUGGUGAGCUGCCUUUGCCUCAUCUUGAACGUGUGCGAGAUGCUUCACCUGGGAAUCGGGACUUUUCGAGACACCCUGCACCUCAAGAGGAACCGGGGUCGGCGGACCUUCGGCUACCCGUUCUCCCGCAACAUCCCGGCCUCCCCUCCCGGAUACAACCUGGUGAUGAAGACCGACAAACCCAGCAGAAUGCCGAACAGCCUCAUCACCACCCAUGAGCAGAACAUGGCCAACGUGGCCCAGGAACAGCAGUGCACCAGCCCGGAUGAGAACAUACCCUCCGACCUGGCGAGUCUCCACCGCCACUUGCGGGUGGCCCAGGAGCAGCUGGACAUGGCCUUUCAAACAUACCAAACGAAAAACCACCAGCAGACCUCCAGAACCAGCAGUCCCGUGUCCGGGACUACCACAGCGGAGCAAAACCGAGUCAACACGGUCCAGGAGAAGCAAGGUGCCAGGCCCAAGUCGACCACGGAGAAGGCUGCCACCAUUGUAAAAAACGGAAAAACUUCAGUCUGGAUCUAGAAACUUGUCACGUGCUAUUUAACAGUAAUAUCUUGAAGACUGCACUUGAGGAGUUGCAUUACUUUGGACAACAAUCAGAGCAUUUAAAGGAUUACAGAAUACAGUGGACUUCAGAAUUUAAAAAACACACACCGAGACACUGUUGAGAAUUGUCUUUGUUACCGUCCAGUGUCAUUUGUGCUUUCCACGAAUAGCAUACGCCUAGUUAGUAACGUCUCUAACUCGACUAAUUCAUCAAGACAGAAAACGCGUGUUGCGAGAAAUUUACCGACUGCUGCCAGACUGGAUUUAGUAGCUGAUUUCUUGUGAGGCACGACUGCUGAUUGUUCUCGGUAAGAAGGGUAUCGCGUAUGAAUGGC
This is a messenger RNA of Syngnathoides biaculeatus (alligator pipefish), 1747 nucleotides long. It is a transcript of the gene gjc2, whose product is annotated as gap junction protein gamma 2. Bases 135 to 1388 code for a protein of 417 amino acids. The transcript is spliced from 2 exons. Gene Ontology annotation, biological process: cell communication. Lineage: Eukaryota; Metazoa; Chordata; Actinopteri; Syngnathiformes; Syngnathidae. The record is from RefSeq and is a predicted model, not a curated record. Gene Ontology annotation, cellular component: connexin complex.